CAGCAACAAAGUAAUACCCAUCUCUCCUAUUUCCUCUAAUACAGUUGCAGCUGUGGCUUAAUUUCAUCACACAGAGGAAAUCAUAUCCAAAUAAUGACGAUGGGUGAUAACAAGAACCAGAUUCUGCAACACAACCAAGUGUUUGACGUCUCACUCAAUAUGCCGCCGCAGGGAGGCUCCAAGUGCUUUGAUGAUGAUGGCCGUCUCAAAAGAACUGGAACUGUUUGGACUGCAAGUGCUCACAUUAUUACUGCUGUAAUUGGGUCUGGUGUUCUAUCCUUGGCUUGGGCAAUAGCUCAGCUUGGAUGGGUGGCCGGCCCUGCUGUCAUGUUCUUGUUCUCUUUGGUGACUUACUACACUUCAACUCUGCUCUCUGCUUGCUACCGCUCCGGCGACUCCGACACGGGAAAAAGAAACUACACUUACAUGGAUGCUGUUCAAUCCAACCUUGGUGGAUUUAAGGUUAAGAUUUGUGGAUAUGUUCAGUACUUGAACCUUUUUGGAGUUGCCAUUGGAUACACUAUAGCAUCAUCCAUUAGCAUGAUGGCAAUCAAGAGGUCUAACUGCUUCCACAAAACUGGUGGAAAAGAUCCAUGCCUUGUCAACAGCAACCCCUACAUGAUUGCAUUUGGCAUAGCAGAAAUCAUUUUCUCACAGAUUCCAGACUUCGAUCAGCUGUGGUGGCUUUCCAUUGUUGCGGCAGUCAUGUCCUUCACUUACUCAACAAUUGGACUUGGCCUUGGAAUUGCUAAAGUUGCAGAAACUGGAACAAUCAUGGGAAGUAUGACUGGAAUAAGCGUUGGAACUGUGUCUGAAACCGAAAAGAUGUGGAGGAGCUUCCAAGCUCUUGGCGACAUAGCUUUUGCCUACUCUUACUCUCUCAUUUUGAUUGAAAUUCAGGACACAGUUAGAUCUCCACCAUCUGAAGCCAAGACAAUGAAGAAGGCCACUAUAAUUAGUGUUGCAGUGACAACCCUUUUCUACAUGCUAUGUGGUUGCAUGGGCUAUGCUGCUUUCGGUGAUUUGUCCCCUGGAAACUUGCUCACCGGCUUUGGCUUCUAUAACCCAUACUGGCUCUUAGACAUUGCCAAUGUUGCUAUAGUAGUCCACCUUGUUGGUGCAUACCAAGUCUACUGCCAACCUUUAUUUGCUUUUGUUGAGAAAGCAGCAGCAAGAAAGUACCCCGAUAGCGAAUUUAUCUCAAGAGAAAUCAAAGUCCCAAUUCCUGGUGUUGGCCAUUGCAACCUUAACCUCUUCAGAUUGGUGUGGAGGACUGCCUUUGUGAUUGUUACCACUGUAAUCUCUAUGCUACUCCCAUUCUUUAACGAUGUGGUUGGACUUCUUGGAGCUUUAGGAUUCUGGCCAUUAACUGUUUACUUCCCAGUUGAGAUGUACAUUGUGCAGAAGAGGAUACCAAGGUGGAGCACAAGAUGGCUUUGCCUCCAAAUCCUAAGUGUUGCUUGCCUCAUAAUAACCAUAGCUGCUGCUGCUGGCUCAAUUGCUGGGGUGAUUUCUGACCUCAAGACCUAUAAGCCCUUCAAGAGUUAGCCAGUUCCACCAUUAAUUAGCAUUCCUUGAUCAAGGAAAGAGACUUGGUCAUUAGGGUCAAGUCCUCAUGUUCAUAUAACUAAAGCUUCAAUUGGUGAUGUUGUUAGUUACUUUCUGUAUGCGUCGUUUUCACUGUCUUCAAAUGAAGGAAAGGCUUUGGCCAUGUAUGUAUGUAUUUCUCCAAAUCAAUGAAGAGUAUUUCCCAAGUUACUUACGUUAUUUUCUCCA
Argentina anserina (silverweed cinquefoil) is the source of this 1776-nucleotide messenger RNA. RefSeq names its product amino acid permease 3-like. Gene Ontology annotation, biological process: amino acid transmembrane transport. The record is from RefSeq and is a predicted model, not a curated record. Gene Ontology annotation, cellular component: membrane. NCBI's taxonomy places the organism in Eukaryota, Viridiplantae, Streptophyta, Magnoliopsida, Rosales, Rosaceae. Gene Ontology annotation, molecular function: amino acid transmembrane transporter activity. Bases 94 to 1548 code for a protein of 484 amino acids. The transcript has 7 exons.